Messenger RNA from Poecilia latipinna (sailfin molly), 2985 nucleotides. Its product is annotated as un-named hu7910. The record is from RefSeq and is a predicted model, not a curated record. Gene Ontology annotation, biological process: peptidyl-aspartic acid hydroxylation. The transcript has 25 exons. Bases 136 to 2532 code for a protein of 798 amino acids. NCBI's taxonomy places the organism in Eukaryota, Metazoa, Chordata, Actinopteri, Cyprinodontiformes, Poeciliidae. Gene Ontology annotation, molecular function: peptidyl-aspartic acid 3-dioxygenase activity; protein binding. Gene Ontology annotation, cellular component: membrane; endoplasmic reticulum.
AGGAAGAGGAGGAGCUUUCCCCUCUUCAUCACCAGCUCUCUGAGCUCCAGGUAGCUGGAGGAUCUUUGAGGUUCUGGAGUAAUAUCUGUGUGGUCCUGGUUCUGUUCUGGUCCGACCCGUGUUGCUCAGUGGGCCAUGCGGCGCUGCGCCUCCUCCCAGCCUCCUGUGGAGGAGAUCCACGCUGAGGAAGAGGAGGAGGAGGAAGAGCAGGAGGUGUUUCAGGAGACUGGAGGCGUUAAUGAGGAGCAGGUCGGUCCGGUGGAGGAGCCGUCGGCCCGGGAACCCGAUGGCCGGCCGGCUCCUGUGGAGCAUAAGAACGGGAAGCGGGCCGAAGCCGGACCCGGAGCGGCGGACGGCGGUCCGAGGUUCUCCAUGUUCACCUGGCUGGUGGUCGUGGCUCUGCUGGGCGUCUGGAGCUCCGUGGCCGUCUUCUACUUUGACAUCGUGGACUACGACCGAGUCCUGGCGAGGGCACAGGAGUUUCGUAUGAACUUUUCUGAAGUUCUGCAAGGGAAACUAGCCGCCUACGACACGGAUGGAGACGGAGACUUCGACGUGGAGGACGCCAAAGUUCUGCUCGGCCUGACCAAAGAUGGCGGCCGUAGCGCCAACGCCGAGUCGCUCGAGGAGGUUCUGAACAUUUUAGCAGAGGAGGGCUCUGAUUGGAUCUAUGGCUUCUUCACCUUCCUUUAUGAUGUAGUUUCUCCCCCUGCACAGCGAGAAAAAACCAGUAAGCCUGAGGUGGAAACGCCGACCCAGAGAGCUCCAGAACUGGAGAAGGACGGUCCUGCAGCGGAGGAGACAUCAGUCCCUGGAUCUCAGGACGUGGAGUCUGAAAUCCAAGCUGCCGUUCCUCUGCCGCCGCUGGACGACAGCCAUUUUGUUCCAGACGACCCGACAGAACCCGGACAGCGCUACGGUCAGUACCAGAACCAGAACCAGAACCAGGCCCGGUCCUGUCAGGUUCUAAUCAGUCUGUUUGUUCCAGAGGAGGAGCCCGGCUCCAUCGACACCACAGGAGUUCUGGUGGAGGAGAGCCAGCCGGAGGAGACUGAAGGGGAAUCGGGUCGGUACCAGACCAGCUCCAAACUCUCAGCGGAAGCAGAAGGAGAGGAGCCUCCUAAAGCAGAACCAGAACCAGAACCCCAGACUGGGUCGACCCAACCCACAGAGAGCAGGCAGGAAGCCGACGGAGCAGCAGAGAAAGCAGCUGAGGAGCAGAAGGAAAAAGCAAAGAAGAAGAAACCCAAACUGCUGAACAAGAUCGAUAAAAGCAUCAAAUCAGAGAUCGAUGCAGCGGAGAAGCUGAGGAGGAAGGGGAACCUGGACAUGGCCCUGAAGGCGUUCGAUUCCCUGGUCCAGCAGCAUCCUCUGAGCCCGCGCGCUCGCUAUGGGAAGGCCCAGGUGCAGGAUGAUCUGGCGGAGAAGCUGCGCAGCAACGACCUGCUGCAGAGCGCCAUCAACACGUACAGAGAGGCUGCAGAGCUGCCCGACGUGACCUCUGACCUGCUGAGGGCGGCGCUGAAGAGACGGGCCGAGAGGCAGCAGUUCCUGGGUCGGAUGCGGGGGUCGCUGGCGACGCUGCAGAAACUCGUCGACAUUUUCCCCGACGACGUCGGCCUGAGGAACGACCUGGGCGUCGCCCACCUGUUGCUAGGCGACAACAAAGGAGCCAAGAAGGUUUACGAAGAGGUCCUCGCUGUUGCCCCUAGCAACGGGUUUGCCAAGGUUCACUACGGCUUCAUCCUGAAGGCGGAAAACAAGAUCGCAGAGAGCAUCCCGUACCUCAGGGAAGGCUUGGAGUCCGGCGAGCCGGGAACCGACGACGGCAGGUUUUACUUCCACCUGGGAGACGCUCUGCAGCGAGUCGGAGACGACAGCGCGUACCAGUGGUACGAGCGGGGUCACCAGCGAGGGCACUUCGCCUCCGUGUGGCAGCGCUCGCUCUACAACGUGGAGGGAUUGAAGGCUCAGCCCUGGUGGACGCCGCAGGAGACGGGAUACACCGACCUGGUCCGGAUGCUGGAGCGGAACUGGAAGACGAUCCGGGACGAAGCGCUGGCGGUGAUGGACCGCAGCCGGGGCCGCUUCAUUCCUGAGGAGGAGAACCUGAGGGAGAAAGGAGAGUGGGGCCAGUACACGCUGUGGCAACAAGGGAAACGGGUGGGAAACGCCUGCCAGGGCGUCCCGAAGACCUGCGCCCUGAUGGAGCGGUUCCCUGAAGCGACGGGCUGCAAGAGAGGACAGAUAAAGUUCUCGGUGAUGCAGCCUGGGACUCACGUCUGGCCUCACACCGGACCCACCAACUGCAGGCUGCGGAUGCACCUGGGCCUCGUCAUCCCGGCGCCGGGCUGCAGGAUCCGCUGCACCAACCAGACCAGGGAGUGGGAGGAGGGGAGGGUCCUGAUCUUUGACGACUCCUUUGAGCACGAGGUGUGGCAGGAGGCCGACAGCUACCGCCUGAUCUUCAUCGUGGAUGUGUGGCACCCGGAGCUGAGCCAGUACCAGCGCCAGACGCUCAGCCCCAUUUAGGACCGGUUCUGCCCACCCGGUUCUGUGGACCCCACGGUUUGAGUUGUGGGAGGAGCGGCCUGACUGAUGCACUCAGACUGAUGAAUGUUUUAAACUACUGACUGAACGUUAAGCCGGACGGCGCGGUACUUUCUGAGCCCGGUUCUGAUCGGGUCGGGUUCUGGUGUUCCAUCGUGAUCAUGGAUCCAUUCACUUCCUUUAAUAAUGAACCAGAACCACCUCCUUCUCUCCAUCCCUGUCUGUGAAUUACUGAAACACUACAGCCACAGGAAGCUCUGGACCUUCACAAUAAAAGCCUGCAUCAUGUUUUAAUUGUCAGAAAAACUUUAGCUCCGCCUGUUUCCUCUUGAUCAGCUUUUUGUGGUUUUUACGUUUUUUUGCACAUUUACUUUGUAAUACAAGAUGUUAAAAAAGAUGAUUAAUAUUUAUAUAAAAUAAUAAAAAAUGAAAAAA